AUGGAUACGGAAAAGGAUGAAUAUAUGAGUAAUGGAUACGGCGAUGUUGAUAAUAGUGAAGAAGAAGAACAUGAAAGCGAUGAAUCGGAGGCUGAAACUGAUGGCUAUGAUGAUGGUGAUAGCGAGGAAGAUGAUACUGGUUAUAAUGAUACACAAGAUGGAACAGAUGGAGGGGAGGAAUAUGAUGCAAGUGAAUCUAAUGAAGAUGACGACCAAGAAGAAGAGGAUGUUUGGGUGACUUCGGAUUAUUUCUUUUCAUUCGUAUCAUUUAGUGAUAUCAAGAGUGGAUAUCUUGAUCCUAUUUACUGUGUUGAUAUCAUUGGACGAGUAAUGGCUGUAGGGAAUCGAAACCAACAUGGUCCUCCUGACAACGACUGGAAUGAGAUAUUCUUCGAGUUAGAAGAUCUUGAGGGUACAAAGUUAAAUUGCACGCUUUGGGGUGAUGUUGCUAGGAAUUUUGAAGGUUCAAUAAAAGAACACGAUGAAUCUGUCGUCGUAUGCGUUAUUAGAUUUGCAUGCAUUAAGGAGUGGAGAGGGGUUUAUAGCAUAUCCAACUCUUUCGGUUCAACAGAUGUUUUGUUCAAUCCAAAUAUUCUAGAAGUGGAGAAGUUUACUAAAAUGUUGCCAUCAGACGUCGUCGAUUUUGUCAAGAUUAAUUCUGAACCCAAAAAUGAACAACCGAAAGUUACACUAUAUGAAGAGUUCUUCGUACUCAAUGAAAAGAUGACAAUAGACGACAUUCUUUAUGCACUAGAGGUGCGUACAUGUGUUACAAUCGCAAAAAUUAUCUCCGUAGAGACAUUGCCUAAAUGUUACUACCUUGCUUGCAAAGUUUGUAAUAAAAAAGUUCAACCAUACCCACUAGAUUCUCAAGUCGGAAAAGAACGAUUAUACAGUUGUGGUGUUUGCGACAAAGACGUUACAGAUGCGGAUUGCAAGUUUAAAUUGGUCUUACAUGUCUCAUAUGGAAGUUCGCCACAUAUUAGGCUACUUUUCUUUGACGGUUUGGCUCAACUUCUCAUUGGAAAGAAGGCUGAUGAAUUGGUUGCAAAGAUAGCUGAGGAUGAUCCUUCAAUUAUUCCAAACGCUAUUUCUUCGUUUAUUGGAAAAACUAUGUUGUUUAAGGUUUCGAUCACAAAUGACAAUUUGAAGAGUUCAAAAGCGGCAUAUGUUGUUGAAAAGUUUUGGGAAAAAGAAGAUAUGGUCGUACAAUUUGUAAAGGAGUGUUAUGCAAAUGCCGAUGUCAACCCUCAAGUUCUAGAAAUAACAGAUGGAAAUGAUGAGAGUUCUUCAGUUGAAUCGGCUUCAUCACCGUCGAAGAAGACAACUUCCCGAAAGAGUGGCGACUCUGCGAAAAGUCAUAAUAUGAUUACAAGGAAAAAAAUCAAAACUGAGAAACUAGCUUAA
Messenger RNA from Capsella rubella, 1407 nucleotides. RefSeq names its product replication protein A 70 kDa DNA-binding subunit D-like. The record is from RefSeq and is a predicted model, not a curated record. Gene Ontology annotation, biological process: DNA recombination; DNA repair; DNA replication. Gene Ontology annotation, cellular component: nucleus. The transcript is spliced from 10 exons. Gene Ontology annotation, molecular function: DNA binding. NCBI's taxonomy places the organism in Eukaryota, Viridiplantae, Streptophyta, Magnoliopsida, Brassicales, Brassicaceae. Bases 1 to 1407 code for a protein of 468 amino acids.